AUGUUGGCCAACAAAGUCUCAAGGCAGAAGCCCUGCCACCACUGCAGCCACAGGCCAGCUUCAGCUGCACCAGACACUUCCACAAUCCACUAUGAAAAGUCCUGGCUGUACCGUCACUGCUCUUCACUGGUGCAAGGGGACAGGCAGUCGCAGAAAGCUGGGCAGCUCUUCUCAGGGUUGCUGGCCAUGAAUGUGGUGUUUCUGGGCAGCGCCUUCCUCAGCAGCAUGAUUUUCAAUCAUGUGACCAUCACACUGGCAGAUGUCUGGAUUCUGCUCUCCAUCCUCAAGGUCUUGUGCCUGUGCUGGAUUAUUUACUACUUGCUGGGCACGAGACGGCAACCACAUGCAAUGCUGCAUCAGGACUCCCACGCCGGGCCGAUCUGGCUUAGGGGAUCACUACUGCUGUUCGGUGUUUUCAGCGUCCUCCUGAAUGUGUUUGAGAUUGGCUACAGCGUAGUUCACAUCCAGUGCAAAUCCCACGUGCAGCUUGUGUUCCCGUGCAUCGAAAUCCUUUUUGUUAGCACCCAGGCUCUUUUCCUGUGGCAUCACUCUAAGGACUGCAUUCAAGUCCAGCACAACCUCACCAGAUGCGGGCUGAUGCUGACCAUAGCCACCAACCUCCUCCUCUGGCUCUUGGCAGUGACCAACGACUCCAUCCACAAGGAAAUUGAGUCUCAGCUACGUGACGUGGAGCAGCGAUUUGUAGGUAAUGAGACCAUCUCAUGCACAUGCCCAAACACAACUGCCUGUGAGGUCUUCCAGAAGGGCUACAUCCUGCUCUACCCUUUCAACACUGAGUACUGCCUUGUCUGCUGCUCCAUGCUGUACGUCAUGUGGAAGAACGUGGGGAGACGCAUCAGCCACCACCAUGCCUCUCACAUUAAGCCCAAAUUCAAGCUCCAGGGUGUGGUCUUUGGACCACUACUUGGUGCUGCUGCUGUGAUCAUUGGGAUCUGUGUCUUCAUGAUGUACCAGAUCCAGGCCACUGGCUCAGCACCCAAUCGCCAGAUCUUCUUGAUGUAUUACUCCUACUACAUUGUGCUCCUGCCGCUGAUGAGUGUUGCUGCAGUGAUUGGGACAAGUAUCCACGCCUUGGAAAAAAGGGACCUGGACACGCUGAAGAACCCAACCCGCAGCUUGGAUGUGGUCCUGCUGAUGGGGGCAGCCCUUGGCCAAAUAGCCAUGUCCUACUUCUCCAUUGUCGCCAUUGUGGCCACCAACCCCAGGGACCUGUUGAAUAGCCUCAUCCUGUCCUACUCCGUCCUCCUCAUCUUUCAGCACAUCACCCAAAACAUCUUCAUUAUUGAUGGGCUCCACAGGCAGCCGUUUGUUGAGGCAACUGAGGCCAGACACACUGGACACACUGGGCAGCACGUAGUGGGUUCAGAGCUCCCCUGUGGAGAAACAGCCACAUCAAACAGCAAACAGGAGUACACACAGCCUCCUCUCAAUAAAGAAGAAGAGUUGAAAGAAGAGAGGAAUCAUGAAGCCCAAAACCAGAGACGAGUGAGUGUGCUGGAGCUGGGACAGGAGAUCCAGAGAGUUUCUCUGUCAUACAUCCAUACUUACUCUCAUCUGAGCUGGAAGAGGAAAGCAUUAAGAGAGAUCUCAUUCUUCUUGGUUUUGUGCAACAUCAUACUAUGGAUCAUGCCCACAUUUGGGGCUCACCCUGCGUUUGAGAACGGACUGGAGAAGUCAUUUUAUGGCUAUUCCACCUGGUUUGCCAUCGUGAAUUUCGGCCUCCCAUUAGGUGUGUUCUACCGGAUGCACUCUGUUGGGGGACUCCUGGAGGUCUAUGUCUCAGCCUGA
Molecule: messenger RNA, 1809 nt
Organism: Rhea pennata
Lineage: Eukaryota; Metazoa; Chordata; Aves; Rheiformes; Rheidae
Gene: OTOP3
Product: otopetrin 3
Exons: 6
Coding region: 1-1809 (602 amino acids)
Biological process (GO): proton transmembrane transport
Cellular component (GO): membrane
Molecular function (GO): proton channel activity
Source: RefSeq, a predicted model, not a curated record